Molecule: messenger RNA, 1193 nt
Organism: Owenia fusiformis
Lineage: Eukaryota; Metazoa; Annelida; Polychaeta; Sabellida; Oweniidae
Source: the annotation of a GenBank genome assembly
GAAAUAUCCCCCACAAUGCAACAGUUUUCCUACAAAAUGUCUUCGCCAUGUUAGAUAGACUCUGAGGAAGGUCCUUAAAUCGGAGUCAUCAGAGGCGUGUAACAUGAAACCUAAAGUUUAAUCAUAACAUGCAAGAAAAGGCCUGGGACGACAAUAUCGAGAUGCAAGCGCAGGGACAGCAAGAAAUGGCUGCAAGACAACCAUCAACUCGAUCCCAAGAUGAUGCUACGGUGGGAUAUUAUUUUCAAAGACCUCACAAUGACCAGGUUCCAAAUUAUCAAAAUAAAAGAUGGGCAGCUGGGGAUGAUAGUGCACUUCCUCAGGCUGGUAGAGCAAUGACAGUCACAGAGUUGGAAACAGGCCUCCAUGCACUGAGUAUUGACAGAGAUUAUUCUGGCAACAACAUGAAUAACAAGAAGAUUUGGGAAGAUGAACAGAAAGCUGGGGGAGAUGCUAAACCUUACUUCGGUACACCUUGGACACCCAGAGAUGAUACAUGGGGGGUGCCCUCAGAACCAGGACAGCUACAUAUGAACAUGGUGGAGUAUGUAUUGGGAGGCUCUCCCACUGGCAAAGAACUAGACUCAAGGCUUGGGCGGCGUCAACAAGGAUAUCCUCCGCAACAAGGGGAGCAGAAAGGAGAGAAGAACAGUAAGACCCCUUCACCAUUUGAAGGCCAGAAGGAGGGCUCUGACCCUGAAAUGAGACAAGAUCAUAACCAGGCCAAUGGUAUAGUUCAGAAUGGCAUGGAAGAUCAGGAGGGCCAGUUUAGAAACCCUGGAAGUAGGCAGACCUCCCCUACUGAGGACCAGCAGCCGAUGGCCAUCCAGUCUCAGUUGAAUGCCAAUGCACAGAAGUUCAUUGCGCCCAAGAAUGAGAUGAUUGAGGGAGGCAACAAUCAGAUGCCACCACAGAUGAUGCCACAGCAAGGCCUCCAUUUAGAUGCCCAGCAGUUUGAGCCGGUGGGGAUAGACCCAAUGAAUUUUGAUUACGCUAACCAGUUCCAGGCACCAUCUAUGGAUAGCCCUGGUAACUUCAACCCCAACAUGGAUUACAAUCAGCAGCUAAUGAGGCAACAACAACAGCAGCAACAACAGCAGCAGCAACAACAGCAGCAGCAACAAAUAGCUGUUCUGGCACCUCAAUACGCUCUAGCACAACAACAGCAACUUGCAGGUCCAACCGCAGUGGUG